AUGCUCAGUCAAGGCGUUCGCUGCUAUCACAUCCUUAGUGAAGAAAUGGACUUCUGCCUCACAUUUUGUGGCUGUCCCUGUCAUGCUAACCCGAGUUAUUGUGUAAACAUUGUAGUGGGACCUUCGUUCGCUUCAUUAGAGCUGGCAAAGUUGAACGAGGUGGAGCACAGCAAAGUCGUCAUAGAUCAAGAAGGAGUGAAGAGAGGAAACGCAAAAAGGCUGCUGGCAGCAAGGAAUGAACAAACGCGCCAACAAGACAACUUACAAUUGAAACAAAACAUAAAACCAUUCAAUAAUAAAAGAUUUUUCCAAUUGCCAAUGAAGUAUUGCGUGAAAUCGUUGUCUACUGGUCUCCGUAUGGUAAUCAAGAGGGUUUUACAUUAA
Molecule: messenger RNA, 384 nt
Organism: Necator americanus (New World hookworm)
Lineage: Eukaryota; Metazoa; Nematoda; Chromadorea; Rhabditida; Ancylostomatidae
Exons: 5
Coding region: 1-384 (127 amino acids)
Source: RefSeq, a predicted model, not a curated record